CUUCUUUUCAGCGGACACAGGGACUUUUUGCUUGCAGGACGAUACCGUUAAUUGGUGGUUUGCGCUUAAUAUUUGGAAUAUUAUCAGGUAUGUUGAAUUGACUUUAAUAUUUUAUGAUUAACAUGCAUGUAUUGUAUUUGACUAUGCAACCACAAAGGAAACAAACUCGCUCUAUUUAUAAUUGUCUAUAAUUUUCCUUGAUAGAAAAGGAUAUCACCAAUUUAACUGUUCAAAACUAGCUGCUAUAUGCACGUUGCGUUAUUUUAAACUUCAUAUUUUACCAAGCUAGUUAAUGAACAAUUUUUCUUCGCGCGCUGCUAUUUGAGGCACAGUGUAAAACGUUCAGAUUGAAAAUAAUCCAUGCUGGGGAAAUUAUAUAAAAAUUUAUUUGAGAGAGCUAGACGUACUGUAUAAUAGCCUUCCAGCUGCUUUUUCUAACAUUAAAUAAAGUGUUAAACUUUUCGUGACCACCCGGUACUAUAUUACAUUUUUUCUCUUUUAGUUAAUCAGUAGAAACGAUUAAUAAACGCAGCUUUUAAUAUAUGUAUUGUGUUUUUUAAUUAUUUAAAGGUAUACGUAGUUUCCUUUCCAAAUAUCAAAAUUUCAAGGUGAUUUCCACUUCCAUUAGAAACUUAUAAUGAAGACAGCUUUUAUGUUGGCGAUAUUUUCCACGACCUUGCUUGCGCUGGUCCACGGCCACGGCUAUAUCAUAGACCCACCCGGUCGUGCCUCGCGUUGGCGCAAGGGUUUUCCUGGACCACCCAACUAUGAUGACAACGGUCUGAAUUGUGGAGGUUGGAGUCAACAGUGGGAAGUACAUGGUGGAAAGUGCGGCGUCUGUGGGGAUGAAUAUGGCAUAGGUUGGUAAACGCAUAUGUACUGUAUUGCUAAGAGCAGGACACACUAAAGUCAUAGUCCGUUCAUGGCUCUUUACGCUGCUUUGAAACUACGACAUGUAGCACGCAUGCGUAUUCGAGAUAUCACCUACUUUGUCACUUUUAUAAUAUUUUGUGUGUCCCACAUACGCAUCCUACUUUGUCGUCAUAUAUAUAUAUAUAUAUAUAUAUAUAUAUAUAUAUAUAUAUAUAUAUAUAUAUAUAUAUAUAUAUAUAUAAAUAUAUAUAUAUAUAUAUAUAUAUAUAUAUAUAUAUAUAUAUAUAUAUAUAUAUAUAUAUAUAUAUAUAUAUAUAUAUAUAUAUAUAUAUAUAUAUAUAUAUAUAUAUAUAUAUAUAUACAGUAUAUAUAUAUUAGUAUGACAUCAAUCAAUUAGAUCUCGAGCGAGAUUAUAUCUACGAUUCAGUUAAUACUAAAAAUACUUAUUCCCCAUGAAAGAUAAUCCUAUCAACUAGUUAAAUUUGAAAUUUUAAAAGAUAUCGUCUCAUAUAAACCCUUCCAAAUCCCAUGCAUACAAAUUGAAAAUCCUAAUUAUUUUCAAGCACUAAAUAAUGAUCAAAUUAUCACACUUCUUUUUGUCACAACGUACAGCGAGUAUUUAAUUUGUAACUUGCGAUUGUUGGCAUCUAUUCACUUCAUUACAGCGCUCAUAUUGGUGUUGUAUCGGUUCAGCAAAAAUGUGGCCAAUCAAUCUGUAUAUAAGCAUCACUAAAUAGAGUUAUUUUUCUUUUCUUAUUUCCUGCAGCCAAUCCUAAGUUCGUCCAUCCAGGAGUGUGGGCCAACAACCCACCCAUUGUGAAGACCUAUCAAGCCGGGCAGAUUAUCACCGUCAAAGUCAAAAUUACUGCAGCACACAAAGGGUACUGUGAAAAGUAGCGCUGAACUUGAUCUUUAUCAAAAUAUUAUUUUAGCGCCACACAAUGAAUUCCUUCGGAUUGAUCGUCAUAAAUAAUUUCGCAACAAUCUUUAAAGAGGCUGUCAAGUCCGUUCUGCUCAUGCGCGUGUUUUGUUUACAUUGUUUGUGAUAAUUUAGUUAAAAUUCCGAUCUGCCGGUCUCCAAGUUAGCUCAUUACGCAUUCAGAAUGUAUCACAAGGAGAAAUUGAACUACUGAAGCAAACAAUUAGCACUGAAACAACAAAUUUUAGAUCGAAAACGCUUGUACACAUUUGUACACAUUUAGCUCCAAAAUGACAAAUUAAAAUUGAAAAUUUAAGAUUGAAAAUUGUAAAGAUGUGUUUCUUAACAUUUUCAAUCUUGAAUUUGUCAUUUUGGAGAUGAAUAUGUACAAAUUUCAAUCAAAUUUUGCCAAUACCUCCAUAAGAAGUGCUUCUUAGCGUUUUCGAUUUAAAAUUUGUUGUUUGGGGGCAAAAUUUUUGUUUCAGUGGUUCAAUUUCUCCUUCGUGAUGUUUUCGGAAUGGUAAUGAGCUAACUUGGAGACCCACAGAUCGGAAUUUUAAUUAAAUUAUCACAAACAAUGUAAACAAAACACGCGCAUGAGCAAAACGGAUUUGCCAGCCUCUUUAAAAUUAAGGACGCAAAUGCCGUGAAAAAAGCAUAGUAAAUUAUACAUAGAGAAUGAUUAUGAGCAGCAUUCGAAUUACAAGUUUAAAAUUUUAUUCAAAGUAUAGCCCACUAUAGCACUUUAUUAUGACAUUGCAUGAUUAAUGAAAAUAUUCACGUUUGUGAGUUCUUGUAAAUAUAUGUAGCCUAGGUCUGGAGGUUUUCCCAAGGAACAUGUUUUUGAAUGUCAAUUACUAUACGCUUUUAUGAUAUGCUGGAUCACCAAAUGGAAACAACAAGCAAAUUUUAAGCCACAUUUGCUUUCAUAUUUCUCUCACCACACACUCAUUUUCAUAGAACUGGCAAAUAUACUCGGAACCGCACAUUUUCUACAGAUCAGCACAUUAGAAAAUAUGAUUAUAAUGUGAAAUGAAUUAUUGUUUCUACAGAUACUUCACGUUCCGCGUGGCUCCGUUAACUAGUGUACCCAUUACUCAGCUACAACUCGAUCAACAUGUGUUAAUGCUGCCUACUGGCGAAGAUCGCUGGGUCCUGGGUGACCGCCCCGCUGCGGAAUACACCAUGAACCUGAGGCUACCAACGGGAUUGAGAUGUGCUCACUGCGUAAUGCAAUGGUGGUACACCACAGCGAAUAAUUGGCAGGGUGAAAGACCAGAGAGUUUUGUCAACUGUGCUGAUAUUAAAAUCGUGUGAGAAAUGAUGAUCAUCAUGAACGUUUUCAACAAUUUUAGGGCCUCAUUCAAUGCAAAACUUUUCGCUAAGUAAAUUGGAUCAGAAACUAGAACAUUCUAUUUUGUCUAAGCCUCGCGUAAAAUCACACUAUAUUGAAAAUUAUUAUUAAUCAAUAAAUAUUAUGCAUUUGAUGCAGUUUAA
Messenger RNA from Paramuricea clavata, 3289 nucleotides. NCBI's taxonomy places the organism in Eukaryota, Metazoa, Cnidaria, Anthozoa, Malacalcyonacea, Plexauridae. The record is from the annotation of a GenBank genome assembly.